GCUAAAGUAUCGAUCGAGUAUUGAGACAAUCGUUCAUUGAAUGAAGUUCAUUCAUUGGGUUGAUGACAGCAAACAUCAAACUGAUUGUCUCUUAAUUUGUUUUAAUCAUAAUUUGGUUUAAAUCCAUUCUUCAAAUUGAGAAUCACAAUGGGUGAAUCGAGAGUUUUGUUUUCUCUUGGUGGUGAAUUAUGGCCUGAAGAAGAUGAUGACGAUCAAUCAUGGGAAGAUAAAUCUUGUAAAAGUGAUAAAGGUAAACAAGUUAAAGGAAAAGGCGAAGAGGAAGGUCAGUUAGCUGGUAAUCACCAUCAUCAUCAUUCUCAUCGUCAUCAUUGGAGAAAAAACUCAAAGAGUAAAACAGAAAAACAACAACCUUUACCACCUGAGCCACCGCCAGUUUCCAUUGGUACAGAAAAACUCACAUCACCAGAAAAAGAUGCAUCUACAGAAGAACCGCCAACAAGUAAAUUAGGACAAGAAGUGCCAAUAAAAGAUGAAAGGAUUCUACUGAAAAUGAAGAAGAUUAAAAAACGUUCAGGAGAUGAAGAUUAUUACGAUUACCAAAUUACUGACCAAAAAGAAGAUGAUGACAAGAGACCAUCUAAAAAGAAGAAGGAGGUUGACGAGGCUGCUAAAUUACCGAAUAACGUUGGUAAUACUAAUUGUAGCUCUACAACUACCAAUAAUUCAACUGGCGAUUCUGUCUCAGUAAAAUCAAGCCAAUUAAUUUUGAAAGAUUUUUUUGAAACCGUUGAUGAAUCAAAUCAAGUACAAACAAUCUUACCCAAUGAGAUUUUGGUCAAAAUAUUUGAGUUUGUUGUACAAGAUGAAUCAAAAGUGAUGAUUAAUCUUCUUAAUUUAUGUCGUGUUUGUGAAACUUGGAGACAAAUUAUUUUAUCAUCACCCAAAUUGUGGAGAUCAGUUGAUCUAAGUGAAUUCAAUAAGAAACCAAGUGAAACCGAGUUAGCACAACUUUCAUCUCUUCUCGUCAACACAAGUUACCUUAAUUUUACUGGUUGGGAAUAUUCAUUGACCCUUCCCUGUCUUGCUCGUAUUUUAACAACUUGUGGUAAAUCAUUGACCAGUAUCGUUCUGAGAGGUUGUUACACUGUUGAUGGAGCCUUUCUUGAUCUUCUCUCCGAUGAGUGCCCAUUAUUGGCAGAGAUUGACCUUUCCCGAACUUCUCCAUCAGAUCAAACCAUCAAAAAAGGUCGAAACUGCAAUAAGGUCAAAAAAACAUCUUAUCCUUUAUUUCCUUCGUUCCAAAAUUAUUUAGCCAAAAAUGGUUCCAAAUUAAAAUCUCUCAACUUAUCUGAGAAUAAGAUAAAUGGUUUGACCCAUGUUUUCACCGCCAUAACUAAAUAUUGUCUUGAUCUCAGAUCUUUGGAUUUAUCUAAUAUACAAUCAUCAUCAUCAUUUUUACUUCGAGUCGAUACCCUACAAGAAUCAUGUCCAAACCUUCAAAUCCUUCGACUUGGUAACAUUUUCAUUCAACCACCUAAAAGUGGAAACGCUCGCGGUUUUCCUAAAUUGGAAGAACUUAGUAUUCCGUGCAAUAAUUCUGACCAUGGUUACAGCGAAUCUGUAAUCAGUAGUUUAACUAAAGACGCUGAGAAUCUGAAGCUUCUCGAUAUUCGCGGUUCACCUCGAGUUACAGCCAGUUGCAUAAUUAAAAUUUCAGCCUGGAAUCUGCAACAUUUGGCAAUCGAUAACUGUAGUACAAUUUUCUCCACUGGUUUGGAAAAUAUAAUUAACAAGUGGAAACACAGCUUAAUCGAGUUGGAUAUAUCGCACAAUCUUCAUCAAGAAGGUAUUUCCGAUGCAUUGGAAGCUCUUUCAAGUGUAGAGAACUGUCCACUUACCGCAAUCACCCUUCGUGGAUCAUCAGUUCUCUUUAAUUCAAUUGAAAAACUUCUGAGAAACUGUAAAAAUUUGAGACUAAUCGACCUUCAAUCAUGUCGUGCGUUACCUCGCGGCACAAAACGCGUUUUUGUUGGCGAAGAGGUUGUUGCAUUUCGCAAUGACAUUAUCAAUGGUCGAUACAAAGAUUUUGAUCAAUAGUACAAAAUGUUAUCACAACCUCGUUCUUUAUCAUAAUAUAUAUUAUAUAUACCCACCUAUUCACCUAACAAUUAACCAUGGAAAUCAAAUUAUUCAUCAACCAUGGAUUAUUUCUGUGUUUUAACAAUAAUCAUCAUUUUAUGAUUUGUUGACAACAAAACCAUUUUAACAAUAAUUUAACAAAAUCAACAAUUUGAAAUAAUGAUAAAUAUAAUAUUAUAUAGAAAGCAUUUAAUUGAAAUAAAAACACAGUGCAAGGAUUGACAAAAUUUUACAAUUAAAACAAAACAAUAUCCAAUUUUGUUGAUCGUUUUGAUUAACCUGAUUGGAAAUUAAAUCCCAAUCAAA
This is a messenger RNA of Panonychus citri (citrus red mite), 2406 nucleotides long. It is a transcript of the gene Fbl6, whose product is annotated as F-box/LRR-repeat protein 6-like. The transcript has 4 exons. Gene Ontology annotation, molecular function: protein binding. Bases 148 to 2058 code for a protein of 636 amino acids. Lineage: Eukaryota; Metazoa; Arthropoda; Arachnida; Trombidiformes; Tetranychidae. The record is from RefSeq and is a predicted model, not a curated record.